UAUCCGUUUUAUUUUUAUAUUCAGUGUUGCCAGUGCAUUUAAAUUCUACCAUUCCGAGAAUUUUAUGGCGAGAACCCUGGAGGAGCUUGUGAUAUUGAAAAGAACGGCCCUAAAGUAUCUAUUAGUCAGAGAGUCGAAACUAUUGGCUUUAGGGAAGCGGCCCGUUAAUAAAAAGAUUGCUCAUUUUGUUAAGAGCCACCAAGAGAACACAGUUUGGGCGUCUUUCAUGGAUUCUUUGAAUGAAGAUUUGACGAGGAAUAUUAAUGUUUUCGAGUGGAGAUUGGAGAAAGACAGUGAACAUAAUUAUGUGAGGAAAAAGUUCUAUAGAUUGGACUCGGAAUCGAGGGAAACACUGAAGUACUACGAGUCCUUGAGAUGGGGAGGCAGGAUGUCAGACGCUCCGGUGGUGUCAGUGCAGCAGGGCGCUCUGCAGGGCCGCCUGGUGUCAGCUGCUGACGGGAAGGCGUACUACAGCUUCCAGGGCAUCCCGUAUGCCAAGCCGCCGCUGGGCAGCUUGAGGUUUAAGGCACCGCAACCCGUGGAGCCAUGGGAGGGCGUCCGCGAGGCCACGGCCGAGGGCAACGUCAGCGCACAGAUAGACCCUCUCUUCCACAAAGAAUACAUCGGGGAUGAGAACUGUCUGUUCCUCAACGUAUACACCCCCAAUCUGGACGGAGAGUUCCUUCCCGUCAUGGUCUUUAUACAUGGAGGAGGGUUCAAAUGGGGCUCAGGGAAUACCUCGCUUUAUGGGCCAGAUUAUUUGGUAGACAGGGAUGUAGUGGUUGUCACGUUAAACUACAGAUGCGGACCGCUGGGUUUCCUCUGUUUGAACACCCCAGAAGUGCCAGGAAACGCCGGUCUAAAAGACAUAGUGCAGGCGGUGAAAUGGGUUAAGGAUAACAUACAAAACUUUGGGGGGAAUCCUGGAAAUGUGACCGUUUUCGGGGAGAGCGCCGGUGGGGUUGCAGUUAGCCUGUUAACUGCUAGUCCGCUGACCAAGAACCUUAUUAGCAAGGCGAUUAUACAGUCUGGUACUGGAUUGAACGGAUGGGCGUUCCAAAAGACUCCUUUGGAGAACGCUAAAGCUUUGGCUAAAACCCUUGGAUGCGAGUCGGAAGACUACGAAGACAUAUUGGAGUUUCUGUCAACAACGCCGGUGAAAGACCUGGUUGUAGCCAACAGCAAAUUAGCCCCACCAGAACUGUUCUACGAAAAAGCGUCCUCAAUCUUCGCUCCGGUAGUCGAGAAAGAAUUCCCAGGAGUCGAAGCGGCUUUGACCGAACCUUUCAUAGACCUGCUAACGUCCGGCCGAACAGCCGAAAUCCCGAUCAUGAUUGGUUCGACCACUCUCGAAUUCAUGCUCGGCCACACGCCAGAAGACUUCCAAAUCUUCAUUCCUGACAACUUGAGCUUGAAGCGAAACUCCGAAGAGUCUUUAGCUGUCGCUGACAAAAUCAAGAGCCUCUACUUCAAAGACGGCCACACGGGGGUGGAGCAUUUAACUGAGUAUUACCAGCUACUGUCAGACAAACUAAUCAACAUCGACACCCAUCGCUAUGUGAAAUACCUGAUCAAUGUAUCCAAAAAGCCGAUCUAUUACUAUAAGUUCGACUACGUUGGGGAGUUAAACGUCCAUGGGAAGCUGUUGACAAGUCUUGGGUUAAAGCACGCGAGUCAUAUGGAUGAGCUGGGGUAUUUGUUCAAGAAUGUGCUUCAGAAUGAUGUGGAGCCGACGGCGGCUGAUGUGAAGAUGAGGGAACGCAUGCUGAGGCUUUGGACCAACUUUGCUAAGGGAGGAAACCCUACCCCCGAAGAGAACCACUUCAUAACCGUCAACUGGCAGCCAGUGACCAAAGACAACCUCUACUACUUGAAACUAGGUUCAGAACUAUCACUGGACACGAACCCUGACAAAGAAAAGAUGGAAUUCUGGGAGGAGCUCUACAGCAAAUACUUCAAAAUCUGGGAAGAACCCAUCAAAAACGACAUAGCAAUAGAACAAGUGACACCAGUAGAUGAAACACAAGAAACAGUAGAUGAAAAACAAGAGACAGUAGAUGAAAAACAAGAGACAGUAGAUGUAAAAGAAGAAAAUGUAGAGACAGAAACAGUUGUACAUGAUUCUAAGUCAGAACCUAAUGCUAACAAUGUGGAUGAACAAGAAUAUGUUACCAACACAAAUGGAAUUGUGACUGAAACUGAAGAAGUAGUACAAAUAGUUACCAAAUCUGAAGAAAUUAUUGAAACAGUCACUGAAUCAGAAAAUCACGAAGAAGUAAAACCAGACAUUGUUGAAUCAGUCACUGCAUCUGAAACAUUAGUUGAAGAAGUGAAACCAGAAGUUGUUGAAGAACCGGAACCAAUUGUAGAAGUAUCCCCUCUGAAGGAAGAAGUCAAAAUAGUAGCAGAAGAAAUACAAGGGCCGAAAGUGACAGAAAUAGCGAAGGAAUACCAGAAUGGGAACGCGAAGAUUCACCAAAAUGGCAACGGAUAUUUGGACAAAGCUCCAUUAAGAACGUCCAACGAAAUUAAAAUGGCUGUCAAAGCUAAUGGCGCUCCUAAAGACGUGAUCAGAGCAAACGACCCACCAGAAGAUGAUUUGCCUAAGAAUAUUGGUGUGAACAAAUUCGUCAACUUUUUCGAAUCACUCGGUGGCAAGAAGUAAAUAUCCUUGAAGUAGGUACAGUUUAGUGCCAAUUUCUCCAUUCUCGGUUAGAGCAUAACCAGGUAGUAGUGGUUGAUUUUGACACAUCUGUCAAGAAUUUUUUUAAGGAGAUGACGUUUACUUUAUAAAUCAAUCCCUGUCGGUUAGAUAACCGACUAUGGAGAAAUUGGGGCUUAAUCUAUUACAUUCUUGAGUAUAGUGACACUAACUUAUCUGAUCCACCCUAACAAAUUAAUUUAUGAAUUAGAAGAAUUUAUUUAUUUUAUUCACCAAGCUUGGAUUAGGUAGGUAUAAUAAAAUUAUGCUAAAAGCAAUUACGAAAAUGCCAUCAGUAGGCCAGAUAAGUUAG
Plutella xylostella (diamondback moth) is the source of this 3014-nucleotide messenger RNA. It is a transcript of the gene ae48, whose product is annotated as alpha-esterase 48. Lineage: Eukaryota; Metazoa; Arthropoda; Insecta; Lepidoptera; Plutellidae. The record is from RefSeq and is a predicted model, not a curated record.